CGGCCGCCUCGCUUCCCCAGCGUGCCGCGCGCAAAGCCCGCGCGCUCGCUCUCUUCGCCAGCCUGCCUCGUAGUCGGUCUCCUCAGCGAGGCGGCGGCGGCGGCAGCCAGGGCAGCGACCACAGCCCGGGCGCGCACGGGCGAAGGGCGAGGGUUUGAGCGAGGCGGCUGAGUCCGACCAUGUCGGGCGAGGAGGAGACGGCCGAGCUGACGAUCGCGGAAGACGUGGUGGUGAACAAGUACAAGAUGGGGGGAGAGAUCGCCAACCGGGUCUUACGUACCGUGGUAGAAGCAGCAAAAUCAGGGGUGUCUGUCCUCAGCUUAUGCGACAAAGGGGAUGCCAUGAUCAUGGAAGAGACCGGCAAAAUCUUUAAGAAGGAGAAAGAGAUGAAGAAAGGUAUUGCCUUCCCCACAAGUAUAUCGGUAAAUAACUGUGUCUGUCACUUCUCCCCUUUGAAGAGUGACCAGGAUUAUGUCCUCAAAGAUGGUGACUUGGUCAAAAUUGACCUGGGAGUUCAUGUUGAUGGCUUCAUAGCAAAUGUAGCACAUAGUUUUGUCAUUGAUGCUUCAAAGGAAACUCCAGUGGCCGGCCGCAAAGCUGAUGUCAUUAAAGCUGCUCACCUCUGUGCUGAAGCUGCCCUGCGUUUGGUCAAGCCUGGAAACCAGAACUCACAAGUGACAGAUGCUUGGAACAAGAUUGCUCAUUCAUUUAACUGCACACCGAUCGAAGGAAUGCUGUCACACCAGCUGAAGCAGCAUGUGAUAGAUGGUGAGAAGACCAUCAUCCAGAAUCCCACAGACCAGCAAAGGAAGGACCAUGAAAAAGCAGAGUUUGAGGUCCAUGAAGUUUAUGCCAUUGAUGUUCUCAUCAGCACAGGGGAAGGAAAAGCCAAGGAUGCUGGGCAGAGGACUACAAUUUACAAAAGGGACCCUUCCAAGCAGUAUGGCUUGAAAAUGAAAACUUCCCGUGCCUUUUUCAGUGAGGUGGAGAGACGAUUUGAUGCUAUGCCAUUCACUCUCAGGGCAUUUGAAGAUGAAAAGAAGGCCAGGAUGGGGGUGGUAGAAUGCGCCAAACAUGAGCUGCUCCAGCCUUUCAAUGUCCUCUAUGAGAAGGAAGGAGAGUUUGUUGCCCAGUUUAAGUUUACGGUGCUUUUAAUGCCCAACGGUCCCAUGAGGCUAACCAGUGGCCCCUUUGAGCCUGAACUCUACAAAUCUGAAUUUGAGGUGCAAGAUGCAGACCUGAAGGCACUCUUACAGAGCUCAGCAAGCCGUAAGGCCCAGAAAAAGAAGAAAAAGAAGGCCUCUAAGAACGUCGAGAACGCCACAACAGGAGAUACAGCAGAAGAGAACGAAACCGGCGACUGACUCUGACUUCCUUUGCCUAGCACCUGAUUCUUUCUCUCACAUGCCUCUGCCCAAAACAAGAGAAACAAAUAUCCCUUAACGGCUGUUUGUCUCAUAGGACCAAAUGACAAACAGCCUGGACUUCCCACAGCGUGCAGCCAGCUGUGACUGACUUUGCCACUGAGGGAGGAGUCUAAGUAUGAAAUAAUAAAAUCAGGAGUCAAAACUAGUCCAUAUCCAAUCUUUCUAACAUUUGAUACUACUUGUGCUCAUUAGAGGUGAACGAAUGCAGUUUUGAGCAAGAGAGUGAGCUUUCCUUUAGCUCUUUCGCUUCCCCUUCCCCGUCUUUUUUUUUUUUUUUGUAACAAGUACUUUGGUUCAUUUGGAAAAUCUUUAGUCCCUUUCCCCACAGCUCCUGAAACAGGUAAAAAAAACAUUCUUGAGUUUAGAACUACAUUACUGGCAGUUAGUAUAACUUGCAUGCCUCCUUUCUAUUCUGAACUUCAGUUGUUUUUUUCCCAGCUUAAAUUUUUUUAAUCCCCCUACCCCUUGAACAUACACACAUUUGUCUUGAACCCUGAUUUCUGUUUUUAACAUUGUCCCAAAAUUGCUGUAAGCUCAUUUUUUUCUGUCACUUUGUGUCUAUAGACAUUUUAAUUUUUAAAAAUCUGUUCAUGUCACUUGUUGGCUUUUGAUUAUCAUCCUAGCACGAACGAUGCGUUUCUUUCCUUUGAAAACUCUUCCCGAGACACAUACCUACAGGAGCCUACCAGCUCUUGGUUAAGGCUUCCUGCAAGUCCCAAGGGAGCUGGUCCUUUGCUUUCACCUGUCCUGCAUGCACUUGCUUUUCCAAGUACUGAAACUUGUUGCUGCCCUAACGUUGCGUGAAGCAGGAUUUUUCGGAGGAGUUCCCUCUAUACGGCUUUUCUACAUGAAUGAAUGCAGUGCUACAGAAGUGGUUGGACCUGGAAUAGACUCCAUUUGUGGAAAUCUCUUUUCUAUAGUAUGUCUUUUUAAAUUGUCCAGCUGAAUUGUAUAUGAUUGUAUGGGUUUUUUUCUACCUUUUUCCAAACCAGGUCCUGUAUAGGCACUCAUUGUAGCCGAAUGGAAAGAUAUAUGCUUGUAAAGCUGCCCUGUGUGGAGGUGGACUGCCCGUGCGCUCUGGCAGGCAAAAGUCCUUUUUGACCAAUAUAUCUGGAGUUUAAUAUUUUAAAAAAGCAUAUAGUUACUACCAAAGUUUAAAUCCUCUAAAAGAAACUAAAAACAGAAUCUCUUUUUUUCUUAACUACUUUUCCAUCACUCUUUGUAAACUUUCUGUUUUGAUUUCUAAUUUCUCUUGCUCUUUUGUAAGGAUUGCUUUCAGUGCUGAGUCUAGGAGGUAAAAUGAAGACUGUUGAACAGGCUGAAUCACAUAGAAACAGUGAGCUUGCUCAAAGAUCAUGCACAAGACCUGCAAUUAACUGCCAGUUUAGUUUUAAAGGCUCCCAAUUGUUAACCGCGAACUUAAGGGAGAAAGGUAGAGGGUGGGGGAGAGAUAAGGAUACUUUGUUCCUGCCAAGGAACAUUUUAGCAUUUAUAAGUAAUACAUUUUCUUAUUGCCCUUCCAUAAAGGGAAGGCUGAGUUCAGCCACCUUAACCAGUUUAUAAACCACUAAGACUUGCUGGCGGUUUAUUUAAUUUUUCUAUCUUUAUUUGGAAUUUUAAGGCAAUUGUAUCUCUUGGUUAAAAAAAAAUGGCAGUUGGAAAUUUUGGAACAAAAUUCCCACAAACUGUUCUGUAAUUUGAUUUUUUUUUCCAAAUAAAAAUUGAUUAGUGACAACUCUG
Messenger RNA from Sphaerodactylus townsendi, 3167 nucleotides. RefSeq names its product proliferation-associated 2G4 (gene PA2G4). Lineage: Eukaryota; Metazoa; Chordata; Lepidosauria; Squamata; Sphaerodactylidae. The coding region runs from base 180 to 1364 and encodes 394 amino acids. The record is from RefSeq and is a predicted model, not a curated record. The transcript is spliced from 13 exons.